GCGCCUCCUCCGCGGGAAACAAAAAUGGCGAGGGGCUGCGCCGGGGCCGGGCUGCCCGUGAGGCGGGUCUGACCGUCCCCCGCCGCCUUCCGCCGCGGGUGCGCGCCCGGGGGACCCGCUGCGCAGCGAGCGCCCGGCCGCACCUCACCGCACCGCGCCGCCGGGGGAGGCUCCCGAGCUCGCCGAUUUCCCUGUAUGAGGCGGUUGGCACCACUGGAGAGACCGAAUGAGAGACUCCACAGCGGUGGGUAAUUCACUGGUCCAGAAGCGGUCUCCUUUACGUCGCAGCCAUAAGAGCUCAGCGUCUCUGGCCAAGCUGUCGCUACGUGAUGGACAGAAACCCAAAAAGCCACUUUGUAAAUUUGAGGAAGGUCAGGAUGUCCUAGCUAGAUGGUCAGAUGGCUUGUUUUAUCUUGGAACUAUCAAAAAGAUAAACAAACUGAAACAGAACUGCUUCAUUAUAUUUGAAGACAGUUCCAAAUCCUGGGUUCUCUGGAAGGACAUACAAACAGGAGCCACUGAGAGUGGGGAAAUGGUCUGUACAAUAUGUCAGGAAGAGUAUUCAGAAGCACCAAAUGAAAUGGUUAUAUGUGAUAAAUGUGGGCAAGGUUACCAUCAGCUGUGUCACACACCAAACAUUGAUUCCAGCGUGAUUGAUUCAGACGAUAAAUGGCUCUGUCGACAGUGUGUCUUUGCAACAACAACAAAGAGAGGUGGUGCGCUUAAGAAAGGACCAAAUGCCAAAGCACUGCAAGUCAUGAAACAAACGUUACCAUAUAAUGCAACAGACCUUGAGUGGGAUGCAGGUCAUAAAACCAAUGUCCAGCAGUGUUACUGCUAUUGUGGAGGACCUGGAGACUGGUAUCUAAAGAUGUUGCAGUGCUGCAAAUGUAAACAGUGGUUUCACGAGGCUUGUGUGCAGUGCCUCCAAAAGCCAAUGCUUUUUGGUGACAGGUUUUAUACGUUCAUUUGCUCAGUUUGCAGUUCUGGACCAGAAUACCUCAAACGUUUACCCUUGAGAUGGGUAGAUAUAGCACAUCUAUGCCUUUACAACCUAAGUGUUAUUCAUAAAAAGAAAUAUUUUGAUUCGGAGCUUGAACUUAUGGCCUACAUUAAUGAAAACUGGGAUAGAUUGCAUCCUGGUGAGCUGGCAGACACACCAAAAUCUGAAAGAUAUGAGCAUGUCCUGGAGGCAUUAAAUGAUUACAAGACUAUGUUUAUGUCUGGAAAAGAAAUAAAGAAAAAGAAGCAUUUGUUUGGUUUGAGAAUUCGAGUUCCUCCUGUGCCACCCAAUGCUGCUUUAAAGGCUGAUAAAGAACCAGAAGGAACUUCACAUGAGUUCAAAAUUAAAGGCAGAAAAUCAUCUAAACCAAUCCCUGAUGUGAGGGAGUUAAGUAAUGGUAUAGAAAGAAAGGGGAAAAAAAAAUCAGUAGGUCGUCCACCUGGUCCCUAUACAAGGAAAAUGAUUCACAAAACUCCAGAGUCAUCUCCUCUGGACAAUGAACCAGUUCCAGUGAUAGAGAACCCAGCCUUGGAAUUACCCUGCGCUGUUGGAAAAUCUGAUGGAACUGCACAUUCAUCCAAUACCUCAGAUGUGGAAUCCACAGGUGCUGCCAGUAUGAAAGAAACUACCUCAUCUAACAUUUCCAGACAUUAUAGUUUAUCUGACUCGAGAAAAAGGACUCGUACAGGAAGAACUUGGCCUGCUGCAAUACCACAUUUGAGGAGGAGAGGCCGCUUUCCACGAAAAGCACUCCAGACUCAAAAUUCAGAAAUUGUGAAAGAUGAUGACAGCAAGGAAGAUUACCAGUAUGAUGAACUCAAUACAGAGAUACUUAACAACUUACCAGAUCAGGAGUUACAGCUCAAUCAUCUGAAGAACUCCAUCACUAGUUAUUUUGGUGCAGCAGGUAGAAUAGCUUGUGGGGAAAAAUACCGUGUGUUGGCUCGUCGGGUGACACUUGAUGGAAAGGUGCAGUAUCUUGUGGAGUGGGAAGGAGCAACUGCAUCCUGACUGUAGGACUGAACAUUAUGUUCACUGCACUGUCAUCUGUAAGUACAGCUCGUAAUGCAGAGCCACGAGAGAAACGGUCUUUAAAAAACAAAACCAGUUUAGCCUUAACGUGUAAUUGUUAUCAUUACAGCUCUUGUGAUAAAGACUUAUCUUUUUAAAAUCUGAUCUGAGACUUAAAUUUUUUAAUCUGAACAUUGUUAGAUUGUUUUAGGUUGGGAUAUUUUGGGUUACAAUUGCUUAAAAAUGUGCAUGGUGUUUAAAAAAAGAUGACAUUUUCUAGAGAACAUUCCAUGGAUACAGUUAUUGUGAUUUAGAGAAAAUAUUAUGUAGAUAGCACAAAUAUUUGAAAAUUCUUGGUUUGUUUUCUUACCCAAAUGUUUGCAGAAAUGUAUUUCUAUUUCAAUACUUUCUAGAUUUCAUAAGUGCAGUGUAUAUAAUGCCUACUGAAGACUGUAAAAUACUGAAGUUUUCUUUCAAACAAAGUGUAAAAAAAAACAAAAAAAGAAAAAAAAAAAGAAAAAAAUAUAUUGAGCCUGUAAAUUGCUCUGUGACCAGACUUCAUUGUCUUCUUAAUAUAUUCUGUGUGUGUGCGUGUGUGUGUGUGCGCGUAUAUACAGAGGUGUAUAUGCACACACAGAGCUGGGCGUGUAUAUAGAUGUGUGGUUGUGACCUAUGCAAUACAAAUUAUGGGAUCGGUCAGCUUCUGAGAACACAUCCCAUAAUUCUUUUUUCAGGAAUAGUUGCCAGUAUUUACACAGCAGCAUUUCUUCUCAGGCUUAUUGGGUGCUGUUGCUUUUUAUGUACUAAGGAAAAGUGUCCAACCAGUGCAGCAUGUUCUGGCAAUGGGUGCAGUCGUUGAUGUUCACGUGCUCUACAUUCCAUUGUUUUCCAUUUGAAUUAACCGUUAAAAAUUAAUGCGGGGUCUGAAGAUUUUGAAAUGAAUUCUACUGGAAAUAACAAUUUGAAAGCUCUUGUGGCACUCUGAUUGUAAAUUUCAUGUCCCAGUUAUAAAGAAAGUUGACAGGAGUUGUGCAGGAUUUCUACGCACCUGUAGAAACAGUCAUAUUUUGAUAAAUGUAGUAUGAACUAAGUAUAUUGUUGCACAGGGUCAACAAAUGUUGCCAUUUGAAGUAACAUUACUGAUUUUAUUACAACAUUACCUCUUUUGUGUUUAUAAAAUGUACCAAGUUUUAAAUUGGUAAGAUUAUUUUACUUGUUUAAAAAAAAAAGUCAAAAAGUCUCUUGCCAGUAUUAGAUGUUUUUUCUUUGUCUGCUACUUUUGAGGGGGUUUUAGCCAAAGAGUAAACAGAAGAAUAUUUUUACUUUGGUGGUUAUUCACUGUACUGUAUAAGGUUAGUUUUCUUACAUGCUUACAGUUUGCCACCAAAAUAAAAUUAUGUAACGUUAACAAAUGACAGAGUGGUUUAAAGUGUACUGCCUGAGUUAGUACUUACUUAUUCCAUUACUUGGUUAUUACUUGGACUUUUUCUGCUUAUCUUGAACAUCUUGAAAAGGUGAUUUUUUUUAUUUUUUUUUCCUGAUUUUUUCUUUUUGUCACCUUAUAGCCAAAGGAAGCAGAGAAAGCUUUUUAUCCUGGUCUUGGCUUAUGGCUGUCUGGGUUAUAUUAGCUUUAUAAAAAUGCUAAUUAAAAACUCCCACUUCUGUUUACCUUCACUAAAAUGUGUGGGUUUUUUUCUCACACCCUCAGCUAUUAAUUUAAUGUUGCCUUGCCUAUAGCUGCAAUAUUUUGAUAACACAGCAACUUCAUGUUAAUUUUUUGAAUGUUUAUAUCUUGAGAUAAUGCAAAAUGUAAAGCCUUUGUAACCUUACUCACACCAUCUGUAUUUGUCUUUAUUGUUUCACUUUAUCCAAGUCCUUUAAUUCUAACUGAACACCAGCAGUAUUUUUCAUAAAGAUUCAUUUAACAAAAAAUAUUGGAAUGUACUUGGGGACUUUAGUGGGGGAGGUGUGGGGAGAAAACACUUGUCAGACUUCAGCUGUCCAUAGACCUAACUAUUGUGAAUGUCAUUUCAUUUUAUUAUGGUGGUUGACUUAACUCUGAUGUUCAGUUUGUAUUUUUGGAAUUGCUUUUCUCUUAGAAUUAAAAGACCAACAUUAAAUGUGUGUAUUUUUUGAGAGAGAAGAAUGAGUUUUGAUUCUGUACUCUUGUGAAGCACAUACUUGGUGGCAUCCUCCCAUCCAUCAUUUCCCAAUCUCUAGCUUUCCUGUUCCUGUCCUGGAGACACUUGCCCUGCACAUAGACACUAACUGGUGUUCCAGCUAUGGUUGAGGGAUGCUUUGUUACAAGGUGUCAUGUACUGGAAAAUGCUGCAAUAGUGCUGCUGAAGAUAGAGCUAGAGUAGUAAUUAAAGCACACCUACAAAUGCCUUUCUCAUUUUAUGUGAAUUUCAUUGUAUGUAGUAGUGGUGUGUCUAAAGGAAAAAGACAAAUGUUGCUGUAUGUAAUGAUUUCAUUUUGGUAUAACUCGAUCAUUGUAUGUAUGCAUGUGUGUAAAUAUAUGUAAUUCGACUUUGUUGUGGUCACUGAUUUAGAACCAUUUCUAUGUGUAUAUUUAAUAUUUUCCCAUUAUGUUUUAUUUGUAUCACAGUAGUAUUUAGGUAGGAGAAGUCUCUUGUGACCGUUCUAAAAAUAUAGGUAUCGCGUGAACGAGACAGCAGAGAGGUAAUGGCACAAUACUGGUCAGAAUUGUAAAAUAGGCAUCAUAACAAACUAUUUGUCAAAUCAUUGUUCUCAACAAAAUCUUCAACGGGAAUUUUGAAUAAAACUAUGGUUUUUCUAUGCAUAACAGGCAUUUUGAGUGAGAUUGCAAAGGAAUU
This is a messenger RNA of Hirundo rustica (Barn swallow), 4851 nucleotides long. It is a transcript of the gene MTF2, whose product is annotated as metal response element binding transcription factor 2. Gene Ontology annotation, cellular component: nucleus. Gene Ontology annotation, biological process: regulation of DNA-templated transcription; chromatin organization. Gene Ontology annotation, molecular function: chromatin binding; DNA binding. NCBI's taxonomy places the organism in Eukaryota, Metazoa, Chordata, Aves, Passeriformes, Hirundinidae. The coding region runs from base 227 to 2014 and encodes 595 amino acids. The transcript is spliced from 15 exons. The record is from RefSeq and is a predicted model, not a curated record.